AUGUUCUACAAUGGAGUAUACCAUCUUUUCUACCAAUACAACCCGAAAGGUGCAGUGUGGGGUAACAUCGUGUGGGCCCACUCAGUGUCGAUGGAUCUCAUAAACUGGAAGGCCCUUAACCACGCGCUUUACCCAUCGAAGCCCUUCGACAAAUUCGGAUGUUGGUCGGGUUCAGUGACAAUUGUCCCAGGCAAGGGGCCCAUAAUCCUCUACACUGGAGUCAUAGACACGAACCAAACACAAGUUCAAUGUUACGCUGUACCCGAAGACCUGAAGGACCCGUACCUCCGCAAAUGGGUAAAACCCGACAAAUUCAACCCAUUUUUGGUCGCCGACAAAGGCGUUAACGGUAGUGCUUUUAGGGACCCCACAACGGCGUGGCGGAGCAAAGAUGGACACUGGAAAAUAUUGGUGGGUAGUCGAAGGGAGGAUAGAGGAAUGGCUUAUUUGUAUAGAAGCAAAGACUUUAGGAAGUGGGUUCGGGCCAAACACCCGCUCCAUUCUAGUAGCAACACGGGUAUGUGGGAGUGCCCGGAUUUUUACCCUGUUUCGCUUAAAGACAAAUUAGGGUUGGACGCAUCCGUGGAUGGAAGUCAUGUGAAACACGUUUUGAAAAAUAGUCUUGAUGUGACUAGGUAUGAGUAUUAUACUGUGGGAACCUAUAUUCAGGAGAUGGAUAAGUAUGUUCCCGAUAAAACUUCGGAAGAUGGUUGGCGUGGAUUGAGGUAUGAUUAUGGUAAUUUUUAUGCUUCUAAGUCGUUUUUUGAUCCUAGCAAAAAUAGGAGAGUCAUAUGGGGUUGGGCAAAUGAGUCUGAUUCUGCACAGGAUGAUACUCGUAAAGGAUGGGCAGGGAUUCAGGCGAUUCCUCGAACUGUGUGGCUGGAUUCAUCUGGGAGACAAUUGGUGCAAUGGCCUGUUGAAGAAUUAAAUAAUCUUAGAGGGAAAGAAAUAAGCAUGAAAAAUCAGAAGCUUCAGAAGGGAGACAUUGUUGAAGUAAAAGGAAUCACUGCUGCACAGGCAGAUGUGGAAGUUACAUUUUCAAUUUCAAGUUUGGACAAAGCUGAGAAAUAUGAUCCUAAGUGGGUAUAUGCACAAGAUGUUUGUGCUCAAAAGGGAUCAAAUGUUCAAGGUGGUGUUGGACCAUUUGGGCUUUUGACUCUGGCUUCUCAAGAUCUGGUGGAGUUUACUCCUGUGUUUUUCAGAAUUUUCAAAGAUUCAAAAAAGUAUGUGGCUCUCAUGUGCUCUGAUGCAAGAAGUUCCUCUUUGAAGAGUAAGUUGUACAAGCCAUCAUUUGGUGGCUUUAUAGACUUGGAUUUGACAACUGAUAAGAAAAUUUCUCUAAGGAGUUUGGUACGUGCAAUGAUCAAUUUGAUUGAUCACUCAGUAGUGGAAAGUUUUGGAGCAGGAGGAAAGACAAACAUUUUAUCUCGAGUUUAUCCAGAGCUAGCAGUGACAAAUCAAGCUCAUCUUUUUGUGUUCAACAAUGGCACUGAACCAAUCACUGUGGAAAACCUCAAAGCAUGGAGCAUGAAAUCUGCUCAUAUACACUGA
Molecule: messenger RNA, 1551 nt
Organism: Sphenostylis stenocarpa
Lineage: Eukaryota; Viridiplantae; Streptophyta; Magnoliopsida; Fabales; Fabaceae
Source: the annotation of a GenBank genome assembly